AUGGCCGUACAAAACGCCAUUUUUCCUAAGAAAUCCGUCUUUCCGUGGACGGAGAAUCGUGUCCCGGCCAUCUCUUCCACUCUAUGCUGUUCCUGUUCUUCCAAUGAGCUCCGAAUCUCUCGGUAUAGACGCGACAGAAGGUCGUCGAGGUUGCUCGUUGUUCGGGCUCUGGAAAAUAUCAGCGGCGGCGAAGGCGGAGGCAACGCAGCUAAGAAAUCAGCAGUGCCCAAAUCGAACUACGUGGUGCCUUUGGACAAGUCGUCGUGCAUUAUGCGCCCCCUUGCUGAGAUCCUCAGAGACCUCAACAAAAAGGUCUCCGAUAAGAUCAUCAACCCCGAUAGCAACUAUAUUCCAUGGUACCAUGCCAACCGAAUGUUGAGCUUCUACGCCCCAGGUUGGUGUGGAGAAAUUCGUGAUGUUAUAUUUACAGACAAUGGAAGUGUAACUGUGGUGUAUCGUGUCACCAUACAUGGAUCUGAUGGAGAGGCACACCGUGAAUCAACUGGGACAGUAACCUCGAGCGAUGGCAGUAUUGAAGAUCCAGUUGCCACAGCAGAGGAAAUAGCUUUCUGCAGAGCUUGUGCGCGGUUUGGUCUUGGUCUAUAUUUAUAUCAUGAAGAUGAAACGUUAUAGAAAACAUCAGAGUUCCGUUUCCUAACAAGUCCCCAAUAAGUAGUUCUACAUUUCUAUGAAACAAAUUCUGGGUUUUAACUUGUUGACUUUGUUGUGAGUUGAGAUUA
Molecule: messenger RNA, 740 nt
Organism: Telopea speciosissima
Lineage: Eukaryota; Viridiplantae; Streptophyta; Magnoliopsida; Proteales; Proteaceae
Product: DNA repair RAD52-like protein 2, chloroplastic
Exons: 4
Coding region: 1-633 (210 amino acids)
Biological process (GO): double-strand break repair via homologous recombination
Molecular function (GO): DNA binding
Source: RefSeq, a predicted model, not a curated record